UAGGAGCCCACAGCACCCAGAGAGCCUGGGCGAGAGCAGGGCCGGCGGGAGUGCUUCUAACGCAGCAGGACUGUUUGCGUUCACGUGUGCGCAGCGGGGGCGGGAAGGCCCCGCCCUGGCGCGGGAGGAGGCAGCGGGAUUAAAGGCCACCCGGGCGGGCCUGGGGACCUGACUGCUGCCAGCUCCGGGCUCGCGCAGAGGGCUGCGACAGAGAGCGCAGCAGGUACUCACCAAGGUAUGCGUGUUGGCUCCCGGAGCUGAGCAGCAGAGAUGUGGCACCGGGCUCUGGGACCAGGGUGGAAGCCGCUGCUGGCGCUGGCGCUGGCGCUGACCAGCCUACAAGGCACGAGGGGGGCUGAGGAGGAACCGAGCAGUGAUGGGAGCUUCCAGGUGGUCACCUUCAAAUGGCACCACGUCCAGGAUCCAUACAUCAUUGCGCUCUGGAUCCUCGUGGCCAGCUUGGCCAAAAUCGUCUUUCACCUGUCCCACAAGGUCACCAGUAUCGUCCCCGAGAGUGCUCUACUCAUCGUUCUGGGCCUGGUGUUGGGUGGCAUCGUCUGGGCAGCUGACCACAUCGCCUCCUUCACACUCACACCCACGCUCUUCUUCUUCUACCUGCUGCCCCCUAUUGUGCUGGAUGCUGGAUACUUCAUGCCCAAUCGACUAUUCUUUGGCAACCUGGGCACCAUUCUGCUAUAUGCUGUCAUUGGCACGAUAUGGAAUGCAGCCACCACAGGAUUGUCCCUCUAUGGUGUCUUCCUCAGUGGCUUGAUGGGUGAACUGAAAAUUGGACUCCUGGAUUUCUUGCUGUUUGGUAGCCUCAUUGCGGCUGUGGACCCAGUGGCUGUGCUGGCUGUGUUUGAGGAAGUCCAUGUCAAUGAAGUCCUCUUCAUCAUUGUUUUUGGGGAGUCACUGCUGAAUGAUGCAGUGACUGUGGUCUUGUACAAUGUUUUUGAGUCUUUUGUGACACUGGGUGGUGACGCAGUGACUGGCGUGGAUUGUGUGAAAGGCAUAGUGUCCUUCUUCGUGGUGAGCCUAGGGGGCACUCUGGUGGGUGUUAUCUUCGCCUUCCUGCUGUCCUUGGUGACUCGCUUCACCAAGCAUGUGCGUAUCAUCGAGCCUGGCUUCGUCUUUGUCAUUUCCUACCUGUCCUAUCUGACCUCCGAGAUGCUGUCUUUGUCAGCCAUCCUGGCCAUCACCUUUUGCGGCAUCUGCUGUCAGAAGUACGUGAAGGCCAACAUCUCAGAGCAGUCGGCCACCACUGUGCGCUACACUAUGAAGAUGCUGGCCAGUGGAGCAGAGACCAUUAUCUUUAUGUUCCUGGGUAUCUCAGCUGUGAACCCCGACAUCUGGACAUGGAACACAGCUUUUGUGUUGCUGACACUGGUCUUCAUUUCUGUAUAUCGAGCCAUUGGUGUUGUUCUGCAGACCUGGAUCCUGAAUCGCUACAGAAUGGUGCAGCUAGAAACCAUUGACCAGGUGGUCAUGUCCUAUGGUGGCCUGCGUGGGGCAGUGGCCUAUGCCUUGGUGGUACUUCUGGAUGAGAAGAAAGUCAAGGAGAAAAAUCUGUUUGUCAGCACCACUCUCAUUGUGGUCUUCUUCACAGUCAUCUUUCAGGGCCUGACCAUUAAGCCCCUGGUGCAGUGGCUGAAGGUGAAGAGGAGUGAGCAUCGUGAGCCAAAGCUCAAUGAGAAGCUACAUGGACGGGCUUUCGAUCACAUCCUCUCAGCCAUUGAGGACAUCUCAGGACAAAUUGGACACAAUUACCUCAGAGAUAAGUGGUCCAAUUUUGACCGGAAGUUCCUCAGCAAAGUCCUCAUGAGAAGAUCUGCUCAAAAAUCUCGAGAUCGGAUCCUGAAUGUUUUCCAUGAGCUGAAUUUGAAGGAUGCUAUCAGCUAUGUGGCUGAGGGAGAGCGCCGUGGGUCCCUGGCCUUCAUUCGCUCCCCAAGUACGGACAAUAUGGUCAAUGUGGACUUCAACACACCCCGCCCAUCUACUGUGGAGGCGUCUGUCUCAUAUUUCUUGAGGGAAAAUGUCAGUGCUGUAUGCCUGGACAUGCAGUCCUUGGAACAGAGGCGGAGGAGCAUCCGUGACACCGAGGACAUGGUCACCCACCACACACUGCAACAGUACCUGUACAAGCCUCGGCAGGAGUACAAGCAUCUCUAUAGUCGGCAUGAGCUAACACCCAAUGAGGAUGAAAAGCAGGACAAGGAAAUCUUUCACAGGACCAUGAGGAAGCGCCUGGAGUCCUUUAAGUCAGCUAAGCUAGGCAUCAACCAGAAUAAGAAGGCGGCCAAGCUGUACAAGAGGGAGCGCGCACAGAAGCGGAGGAAUAGCAGCAUUCCUAAUGGGAAGCUACCUAUGGAGAACCUGGCACACAACUACACCAUCAAGGAGAAAGACUUGGAACUUUCAGAGCAUGAGGAGACCACCAACUAUGAAGAGAUCAGUGGAGGGAUUGAGUUUCUGGCCAGUGUCACCCAGGAUGUAGCCUCUGACGCUGGGGCAGGUGACACGGGCUCUGGCACAUCGCUUACUGGACGCUUGUCUCGCCAGUCAUCUGCUGCUUCCCAGCAGCCUUUGCUCCCCGCAGGGCUCGCCCACCCACGAGCCCCAAGCCCCGCCCCAUCUGAGCGCACCUCGACUGUCACUUUUGCCUCUGGUGAUGCCGGGACAGAGCCAGAGCACCGGGCCCCACCCAGUGCACACGCUCGGUCGGCAGCUGCGCGCCGGGUACACAGUAGGCGCUCAUUCCAAAGGCCUCGCCCGCGCCGACGCCCAGCUCUGCUAAAACUCGCUUCUCUUCCGGGCUCUAUAGAACUGCCGCUGCAUGCUCUGGAGCAAGAAGAGACGCCACUGUAAUUGCUGCCUGGCCGGGGGCCCAGCUCCGAGGGUCUCCUUCAGUGGCCCCUCCCCAACCAGCUAGUGUUCUUAGGGUCCAAUGCACCCUGGGAGUCUUAAUGCAUAGCCUAGCCCUAGGAAGAAUCCAUCUGGUGUCCCCAGGAUACCACACUGCCUCCUGCCAUCUUCUUGCCCUGGUUCAGAUCCUAGGGCUCUGUGGUGCUGCCUCCCCACCCCUACCCUGAGGCUAGAACCCUUGUUAGGGUUUGCCACCCUUACUCUGAGGAGGAGGAAGAUCCCUGAGAGACUCGUGGUGGACUUAAAUCACUGCUGGUACAAAAGAAGGUCUCAAAAAUUAAGAUUUGUAGAAGUGGCACUGCCCAGAUCAACCUCAUUCUAAAAUAGGCAGCAGGUUCUGUGCAUCCCCAGAAAUAUACACCCUAUCUGACCCCCUUCCAAGUUAGUUCUCCAGACUGCCCUAUUACCUUGUGAUUAACUGCAGAAAUAUUUGGCUCUUCUAGCUCAGACUUUCCCUGCCUGGCCCCUCCCGGCCUGGCCCUUGCCAUCACAAACAAGGUGUCUGGCCUGAGCUAUGCCUAAGUUGGGAACACUGCAGAUGGUCAGGCAGACUGAGCUAGGGCACUAGUAGUGGUUCACUAGAACCCUUCCUUGGUCAAAAUUAUAGCCAGCUCUCUGGUAUCUAUCAAAGGCAGGGAAGACCUGGGACAUAGAGGGGCUCUACAUCACUCAAGAGUAGGGGAAUGUAGGAACCCACUCUCUGGACAUUUUGUCCUGCCCCCAGAUCUUCAGGGACUCUGCCUUAGAACAUUGGCCCUCUGUAGGGGUAAGAGGGUGGGCCAUCAUCCCUUAUCACUUUUCCUCAGAAGUCCAGUAUUGAAGAGUCACCUGAGUUUUGCUUCCAACUCACUGGAAACUUUGCCUGUACCACGGGGUAUCACUUAAGGGAGAUCGAGAUGAGUCUAAAGGUGGACUUAAGGACUUCCUGGAGACUUCUGAAACAAAGCACUCAGGUUUCUGCUCAGGAAACUAAAUACCAUGUCUCAGGAACAAGGUUGACAGUCACCUUCAGAGGAGUCCCAGGAAGGUCCAUCAAUUUAUAUUAAUGUUGCAGUUGAUUCAUGGAUAGGAAGAGAGCUGAGAGAAGUGAAUGAAAACAAAGCAAGUUCGCUCAACAUACUGCAUUGUGCUUCAGAGUGUCGUUCACCAACGGAACCUGUCAGUAUGCUGUUGACUGGCUAGCUCAGACUCGGCCAUCAGAGAGAUGCUCAGCAUCUGACUUCCACAGCCCUGAAGCAUUUGUCCAUUUCUGAAGUCCAGCCACUGUACAAUGCUGGGAUCCGGAACUUCACCAGAUUAUUUGGAGCUGCCAUUUAGAGUACCUCCUAGGCAGGGUGUACCUGGCUACUGUACCAGGGGUGUUCUGCGAGGCAUCUCUCAGCCCCUGCUCUGCAGACAAGUUUCUCAUACCUUCCUGUGCCAGGACACUGCCUUAACACCUCACCUGAUCUGCUGGACAUGGGGUCCAAUUCCCACUGCAGAAUUAGAAGCCAAGUGUGAUGAGACAGGCUUCAGCAACUGUCACCUUGCACCAGUACCCAGAGAUACCAAAGCUAGCAGCCGGGCGAUCAAUCUGUGGAACUCUUUGACACUCUGUCCAUAUUUUAGCUGUGCAUGGGCCAUGUCCUUUGAGCGUGUGAACCACACCACUGGGCAUAGCCAUAUGGAAUCAGAGUCUUGACAAGAUAGCCUCAUUCACAAAACCCCACUUCCUGUGCUUAAAUGAUACAGUGGCCACAUUUCAUAGUUGAGGACCCUCUUGUUCUUGUCAUUGUUGUACAAUAGAAUGUAAAAUCCUAUGAAUGUAUUUCCUUAGGAAAACUGUUGUAAAAGGUUUUUUUUAUUAGAAGAGAAUUUCUAUUUAUUUAAUACUGAACUCAGACCUACUUUGUGGUACUACAAAGUAUACAAAUUUAGGAAAUUUGUAUUUCCACUUCUGUAUUUUCUUGAAAAUAAUUUUAUUACAGUGUUCAAUAUACUAUGUAUUACUAAUCUUUUUAUGAAAGGAAAUUUAAAGGACUUCAUCAAAACUAGAAAUAUAUUUUGAAUGGUUAAAAUUGUGUAUUAAUGUGAACAUAAUUAUAGUUGAACUUUAAUUCUGAUCACAGAAUCUCGUGCCUUAAAAUGGCCCUCCUAUGUGUUGGGCAGCAUUUGUACAAGGAGUCCAUCAGCAAAACUGCAGCGACUGCUUGUUUAUGUCUAUUAAAAACACUUUGAG
This is a messenger RNA of Mus caroli (Ryukyu mouse), 5140 nucleotides long. It is a transcript of the gene Slc9a3, whose product is annotated as solute carrier family 9 member A3. Gene Ontology annotation, molecular function: potassium:proton antiporter activity; sodium:proton antiporter activity. NCBI's taxonomy places the organism in Eukaryota, Metazoa, Chordata, Mammalia, Rodentia, Muridae. Gene Ontology annotation, biological process: proton transmembrane transport; sodium ion import across plasma membrane; regulation of intracellular pH. The record is from RefSeq and is a predicted model, not a curated record. Gene Ontology annotation, cellular component: plasma membrane; brush border membrane; apical plasma membrane.